Messenger RNA from Crotalus tigris (Tiger rattlesnake), 5631 nucleotides. It is a transcript of the gene PSEN2, whose product is annotated as presenilin 2. The record is from RefSeq and is a predicted model, not a curated record. Gene Ontology annotation, biological process: negative regulation of apoptotic process; membrane protein ectodomain proteolysis; amyloid precursor protein catabolic process. Gene Ontology annotation, cellular component: cell cortex; dendritic shaft; mitochondrial inner membrane. NCBI's taxonomy places the organism in Eukaryota, Metazoa, Chordata, Lepidosauria, Squamata, Viperidae. The transcript has 13 exons. The coding region runs from base 322 to 1713 and encodes 463 amino acids. Gene Ontology annotation, molecular function: aspartic endopeptidase activity, intramembrane cleaving.
AUUUAAAACCUUUUAAAUGCUCCAGCUUUUUCAGGAACAAGAGGAGAUGCUGGGGUUACUGCUCUGUAGACCGGAUCUCCCUUCCAAAGGCCUUCAAAGAGCAAGUGAAAAACUGUGACCCAUGUAAGAUCAUGGAUAUUUUUCAGGACAAACUAACUAUAAAACUGUACACAUCCAUAUCUGCAGUGCUCCAGAAAGAAUAGCAGUGAAUUGCCUAGAAAUGGAGGCCUCCUGCUUCCCAUUGACUCUGGAGAGCUUACAGCUUGAAAGGAAAGAAUAAGUGUCUGGGGUGUGAUUAAGAUUCUCCAUGAAGAAGGAAGCAUGAUCGCCUUUAUGAACAAUUCUGACAGUGAAGAGGAACCCUGCAAUGAAAGGACAUCGUUGAUGUCAGCUGAAAGCCCCCUUCUACCUUCUUAUCAUGAUGGAGCACAACCAACUGAAGCUGCAGAAACACUUUCCCACAGGAAUAGACGUACUGGCAGCACUGGCAGUUCUAAUAAAACAGAGGAAAACGGGCCUGACCCAGAAAGAGCAGCAAAAGGACAUAUUGUGCUGGAUAAUGAGGAGGAAGAGUUGACCUUAAAAUAUGGAGCAAAGCAUGUGAUCAUGCUGUUUGUGCCUGUAACAUUGUGCAUGGUUGUAGUUGUUGCAACCAUUAAAUCAGUCCGUUUCUACACUGAGAAGAAUGGGCAACUGAUUUAUACCCCCUUCAGUGAAGAUACCCCCUAUGUGGGCCAGCGUCUCUUGAGCUCUGUGUUGAAUACCAUCAUCAUGAUCAGUGUUAUUCUAGUGAUGACCAUCUUUUUGGUUUUGCUGUACAAAUAUCGUUGCUAUAAGUUCAUUCAUGGGUGGCUGAUUCUCUCAUCGCUGAUGCUUUUGUUUCUCUUCACUUACAUCUACCUUGGUGAAGUGCUCAAGACUUACAAUGUGGCUAUGGAUUACCCUACCCUGUUCUUUGUUAUCUGGAAUUUUGGAGCUGUUGGGAUGAUUUGCAUCCACUGGAAGGGGCCUUUGAAACUUCAGCAAGCCUAUCUCAUUAUGAUCAGCGCCUUGAUGGCUCUAGUUUUCAUUAAGUACCUGCCAGAGUGGUCAGCUUGGGUCAUCCUGGGAGGCAUCUCUGUUUAUGACUUGAUAGCAGUUUUAUGUCCAAAGGGACCCCUCCGAAUGUUGGUGGAAACAGCACAAGAGAGAAAUGAGCCAAUAUUUCCUGCACUUAUUUAUUCCUCUGCUAUGAUGUGGACAAUUGGAAUGGCAAAGCCAGACAGUGCACAGAGAAGGACUUCUCAGGAGAUAGGGAAUCCAGAAGCAGAGAGCCGUGACAGGUCUUCAUAUGCUGAGCGUGAAGUUCCAGAAAUGAGAAACUCAACUAUGGAUCAAACUGGCCAACAACUUGGUCAAAUUGCCUGCAACUUUGAGGAAAGCCAGGAGGAGGAAGAAAGAGGAGUCAAGCUGGGUCUAGGAGACUUUAUCUUCUAUAGCGUGCUUGUUGGCAAAGCAGCUGCCACUGCUAAUGGGGACUGGAAUACAACAUUGGCUUGUUUUGUAGCCAUCCUCAUAGGUCUGUGCUUAACUCUUCUAUUGCUUGCAGUCUUUAAGAAGGCACUACCUGCUCUUCCCAUUUCCAUCACUUUUGGCCUGAUCUUCUACUUCUCAACAGAUUACCUUGUGCAACCUUUCAUGGAUACCCUUGCAGCUCAUCAGCUAUAUAUUUAAGAAUAAUGGGAUCCUGUUUAAGAGCUUCCAUGAGCAGCAGGCCAAUUUUCAGUGGAUAAAACCUUGUGAAUUUUAUACUUAAUUCCAUAUCUUUUUUAAAGGAUACACUUAAAAAAACCCACAGUUUUGCUAAUUUCCCCUGGAACUUCACAGCUGACUCUUCAGACUAUUAAGGCUUCAGGUAUUAGGAUCUAUGCAGCCUGAACCUACUUGCACAUAUGCAGAGAUCAUUUGGAGCAUAGAAUUAUUAUUGAUGACUUUCUUCUUCAUAUUCUUCAUCAAUAUAUUAAUUUUUUACUUUGUGUAGAAGGUAGAUUGAUUGCAUUACCUUAAAGUAAAAUGAAGAAUCCGUCUUGAGAGAGUAUUGGUAUUGAGAAGUUUAAAGUCCACUUUAUAUAAUCACACAGUAAUAAUAAUAACAAUACAGGGUAUUUUUUAACAUUGAAAAAGCACUCUGAGUGAAGUACAGGAAUUGUCUGAAAGGAGAAGAGAGUAUAGGGAGUUGUGGCCUGUUCAAAUCUCUAGUAUAACAGCUAACCAUGGGCUAUCAUGGAACUUUUGACAUUCCUGGUUUCUAUGGUAAAAUCAGCAAGAAGCAAAUUGUAAACAGCAUAGCUGUUUUAAUGAUAGUUUGUUUGUUCCACUGGGAAACUUAGUGCUGUUAUAGAUUAGUUUACCUUUUAGGUACACUAAAUGAAGGUAUCUGAAUCUCUGGCUAGGUUCCUAUGUCAUUCUUAGCCAGAUUUUGUGUAACUAUGAUUUACUGAAUAAUUGGCUGCAUUUGUGUUAUUAAGCCACAAAUCAUGAUUAAUAUUUAUGGGUUCAGUAUGCUUAGCAACCUUAUGUUACAUGCCCUGAUUUUAUUUUCUGUAAAAUAAAAACAAAAUGAGAAGUAAAAUGAUGCAAAGUACCACCAUGUAGGUUUUAUAGUAAUGGGACACAAUCUUGCCAGUUUGCCUUCUGUUAAAUGACUGCCUGUGUUCACCAUUGCAGCAAUUUGUGAGAACACCUGUAAACUGUUCUCAAACUUCCAAAUGUACUGCAGCUCACAAAGAUUAAUGUGGACCUUAAACUGGGUUCACAUAAUAUACUACGCCAAAAUUCAAAUAAAUCACAUUACGAGUAUAAUGUGUGAAACCAUGUCACACUCUCAUUCUCAUCUGCCCAUUCUGUAAUCACAGUUAUUUAUUUGGCAUUGCUCACGUAUUAAAAAUGACCCAAGGAAAGGAGAACUCACAGCAUUGUUCUAAUUACAUUCAUGAAUGACCCCAUAAUGACCCCAUAAAUAACAGCAAGCAGGUUCUCUUUCCUUCUCUUCCUAGACUGAGUAGCAUUAAUGUAAACAAGAAACCAUUCAAUAAAGAGUUGAGACUUGAUCAGUGGAGUAAGUUCGGACUGUUUUAUUCCUUAAUCAUGAAUCCUGUGGAGCCUUAUCUUGUACUCCAUCAAAGGAUGAAUUUUUAUGCCUUUAAUAAAACUAAAUUUCUGGAAAUACGGACAGUUUAUCUUUCCCUGGUUCCUGAUCUUCAGAAAGUUCUAUGCCUAGAGUAAGAGGCUUUUAUGCAUAAAGCAUGAUAUGUAAAGGUCUAAUUCACUGAAUUUCUCUUCUCCAAAAUAGAACAAGACCACAUGCAAAGUAGGCUAAAGUAUAUAUUGUGGUACAUACACUACUAACAUCUUUUUAAUUAAAAAUGAUAAUUUCCCUCCAGAUCAAUAUUUUAUUACCCCCAGAAAAAAGGAAGAAAUGAAAGAUUAACUUGUUAUAGUUCUCAAAAUUGAGUUCUUGCUGAAAAUAGUAAUGGCUACGAAAGUAAUACUUUCAUUUCCAUUUUGACUCCUUUCAUUUCUCCCACCAAAUCUCUUUAAUAUUCUGUUGCAUCAGAAUUAUUGUUCUGCUACACCUUAUUUGGCCAGCUUGACACAGGAAGUUUUAUUCCAUUCCAUUUUGGUAUGCAGUCUCAUAUAAAAUAGAGCCAGAGGAGCUUCGGUGAUAUUGAAAGUUAUAGAGAUUUGAUACAUUCUUAUGUAGAUAGAUAGGUUACAUUGCUUUUAUGAUGUGAACUGUGAGGAUCAGUACACUGUCUCUGUUAAUUUAUUGCAUGCUUACUUUUCUUUGCAAUUCGUGUUCCUUCAUUUCUACCCUACAGACUUCUUUCUGACAAGUCAGUGCAUUUAGAUAUCUCUUUGCAUAAAUAAAGUAUUUAUUUUAGGGGAAGACAAGCAUUUUACCCACCUACAUCAGAUUAUUUCUUACCUUAGUAGUAACACAUGGAGGUAAUGCUGGGCAAACUGGAACCUUAAAAGGAGAUUCUUGACCAGCUAGACUUGGGUUUCUUGCUUCAGGAAGAUGUAGAUAUUUUAUUGUUUUAGAUAAAAUAACUGCAUAAUUGGUUAAUCUGUUCAACCUGGGGAAAAUGCCAAGCAGUAGAGGUCAGAAUUUCACUUUCCACUUGGGAUUUUCUUAGUAAAAACAACUUAGCUUUGGCUUUCCGGUGAAUUGUAUUUGGGAAGAGAAAGUCACUUUAGAAGUGUUUUUAGGAAUAUUAUACUUUUUUAAUUAUAAAAGUGAAUUAUUUUGGGAUUGUUACAGCUCAUAAUAAAAUUGAAAGGUCAAAUUGGGUUUAUUAUAAAAAUUAGUCUAAAUAAGAAAUUGUUAAUUCAAGCUUCUUUCUAGGGAUACCUAUCAUUGGAGGAUUUGCUUUUUGGUGCUUUAUAUUUGCCUGGUUAGAAACCUGAGUUGUUUUUCUUUUAGUUGUUACUUUUUGUGAAAAAAAAAAAAACUUGCUUGAUUUAAGUGCGAAGGAAUAAUGAAUUGACCCUCAAUAUAUAUUUCCUAAUAUUUUAUAGGUAAUACAUUAGAUUUGGGGCCAGUUCAAGAUAGAAAAAUCCAAUAGUACACCCUACUCUUCUAUGUCUUAAUUUAUAUUUCACAUAUUCAGAAGAAUUCCAUUACCAUUAGUGAUACUGACUAGGGCUAACAAGAACUAUACCCAAGCACAUCUGAAGGGCACCAGUUGGUAAAUGUGAAAUGCGCUCCUUGAGCCAUAUCUGAUUUGCUUUACACAUGGCCUGAUCUUCUACAGAGAUUAGCAUAUAUCACAUUUAAUUCUAUAAUCCUACAGCAGCUUAACCAGAAUUAUUUGGUACAGAAGAAUGCAUAUCUAGCUAAAUACUUCUGUCCAGGGCCAGGGUGCAGAGCAAUAUUUAUACAAGGGCUGUUUCGCAUCCCAAGUAACAAGCCAAUCAAAUGAAUAUUGCACUUAAAAUCCCUGCAAGUUCUUAUUGCCAAUGCAAGCAGAAUUAAGAUGUGUCAUCUUUUUGCUGAGAGAAAAGAUUUUACAGUUGACCAGUAUGUGGAAGUAUUUGAGGGCACAGGUAUAUUUAAGCAUGUGUGUUUUUAUUUUCUGCAAGUGCAGCUUACAAGGAAUGGCUUGGCCCUAGGAUCCUCAAACAUUGCCCAUCCAUGAUCUAGGUCUUUUCUUGUUGCUUCUUCAUAAAGCUGCACCAGUUUAAUAUACAUAUUAGCUGUUUCUCAAUAGACUUGGGACCUUUUUGCAAGACUUUGUUGGCCUAGAAAAAAUGUGACCAAAAGUCCAGUAUAUAUCAAAUAGAAUAUGAACACAUAGAUGCUUACAUAAUGCUCACUUCCUGAUACAUUCAUUAAGCAAUGCUUUUAAAAAUGUUUUAACAGGAUUUUCCCUACCAUUUUAAAAUCUUUAUUCCAAAAAUCCAUGAAAUACGGUACAUGUCUCAUUUGUUUCCUUUAGAAUGACUUUAAUAUAGGUCAGAAUUUGAAUGCAUGAUGGACAAAGUAUGUGUGCAGGGACAGUUCAAAUAUACAGUAUAUGUACAGGAAAUUAUUCUUAAAAUAUUAUUGAAAAUGUAAUAAAUACAAUAAAGUGAUAGUAUGACUACUAA